CUGUGUAUAUUACCGUGCCUUAUAAAUAGUAUGUGUAAGUGUAUGUUACCUUGCCUGAUCAACAGUAUGCGUAGGUGUAUGCUUCCUUGUCCAAUCAACAGUAUGGGUAGGUGUAGGUUACCUUGUCUAAUCAACAGUAUGGGUGGGUGUAUGUUAAUUUGUCUAAUCAACAGUAUGGGAAAGUGUAUGUUAUCUUGGCUAAUCAACAGUAUGCUUAAGUGUAUGCUACCUUGCCUAGUCAACAGUAACGGUAGGCCUAAGUGUAUGUUACCUUGCCUAGUCAACAGUAUGGGUGGGUGUAUGCUACCCUGCCUUAUCAACGGUAUGCGAAGGUGUAGGCUACCUUGCCUAAUCAACAGUAUGGGAAGAUGUAUAUUUCUUUACCUAAUCAACAGGAUGGAUGAAGAUUGA
Molecule: messenger RNA, 411 nt
Organism: Lottia gigantea (owl limpet)
Lineage: Eukaryota; Metazoa; Mollusca; Gastropoda; Lottiidae
Exons: 1
Source: RefSeq, a predicted model, not a curated record